UGAACAUUAAACGUAAAAUAUAAUGUAGUUUAUAUCUAGUAAAUAUUAAAUUCUAAUAAAGAUAAUAUUUGUUUACUAUAGUGCAGUGAUAAGUAAACUAUUUUAUGUCAAGUGCAAAACAAUAUGAAGUGAUAAUCAAAGAUGUUUAAUAUUCAAUAAAAUAAUUAGUAAUUUAAUAAACAAAUCAUGGCAUCCAGUUUAAAUAACGCAUCUAUUGAUGUAUCAGGUUUCAAUGACACUGGAAAUAACUUCUUUGUGACAUUUUAUGAUGUAGAUAAAAACGCCUAUAUAAAUGAUACGGGAAAUUAUACUGAGGAAUACCAACCUUUUGUAUUACCAGUUGGGCGGCAGGUGCUAUGGUCAAUUCUGUUCUGCAUCAUUGUGGUCGCGGCAACAUUCGGCAACUUUGUCGUCAUCUGGAUAGUGGCUGUUAAUAAAAGAAUGAGAACUGUUACUAAUUAUUUACUGGUGAAUCUUUCUUUAGCCGAUGCAAUGAUAUCAACAUUAAAUGUUACAAUAAACUUCGUGUAUAUGCUGUAUAGUCACUGGCCGUUCGGAUACUUUUAUUGCAAAUUCAAUCAAUUCAUUGCGGUCGUCAGCAUUUCUGCGUCUGUUUUUACACUAAUGGCAAUAAGUAUAGACCGGUAUAUGGCAAUAGUUAACCCCUUAAGACCUAGACUCGGCAAAAGAGCCACACUCGGCAUUAUGACAGCAAUAUGGCUCGGCAGCGCCCUCCUCGGCAGCCCUAAUCUUGUCUAUUUCAAAACGGACUUUGACUAUUUACCUGAUGGCAGUGUGAGGGAAGUAUGUUACUCUGAAUGGCCAGACGGAUUAACAACAAGAUCUGAAAUCGAAUAUAUUUACAAUGUAAUAUUUAUGAUGGUGACGUACUUCAUACCAAUAAUAGCGAUGACCUACACGUACGCUAGGAUAGGAAGAGAGUUGUGGGGCUCCAAGUCUAUCGGUGAGAGCUCUCAACGCCAAGCAGAUAAUGUGAAAAGUAAAAGACGUGUGGUGAAGAUGAUGAUUGUCAUCGUAGUAAUAUUUGCGGUGUGCUGGCUGCCGUUUCACGUUUACUUCAUCAUCACCUCGAAUUAUCCUGAAGUGACGAAUUACCCUCCUAUACAAGAGAUAUAUCUCGCCAUUUACUGGCUGGCAAUGAGUAAUUCAAUGUUGAAUCCAAUUAUACUAUACUGGAUGAAUAUUAAAUUUAGAAGAGGCUUUAGGCAAUUCAUAAGAUGUUGUUGUGCAUUUGGAGACAAGGACGCGCGCAGACAGGGCAUGUACGAAUUGCAACAUUUAGACAGAUCGCUUCACUCAUAUUCGCCUACGCAGAAAAAUGGAACAAGUACAGUUUCAGUGUCGAUACAGAGCUUUAAUAACCCAAUGGAGAAUGACAUUACAACCAAAGUAUGAUGGGAGAUAUUUAAAAAUAAUAUUAUAUUCUUUAAGAAUAUUGUA
Molecule: messenger RNA, 1461 nt
Organism: Papilio polytes (common Mormon)
Lineage: Eukaryota; Metazoa; Arthropoda; Insecta; Lepidoptera; Papilionidae
Product: neuromedin-K receptor-like
Exons: 10
Coding region: 187-1416 (409 amino acids)
Biological process (GO): G protein-coupled receptor signaling pathway
Cellular component (GO): plasma membrane
Molecular function (GO): tachykinin receptor activity
Source: RefSeq, a predicted model, not a curated record